AUGUCUCAGAAACUGGAAAAGCAAAAUGUUCAUUCCUAUGAUGUUAUGGAUGCAGCUGGUUGGACCUAUAUAAAGUCUAUUAAUACUGCUUAUUGUAAAACAUGUGGACUGAGAGUAUCUGAAUGGACUAAAGAAAUGGAUCCAUUUGCAAUUCAUGCAAAACAGAGACCUAAUUGUUUAUUUGUUCAACUUAAGAAUACAAAUGAAUUGUCAUUUUCUCAUAUAUCAACUGCAGAUAAUCAAGAAAAGCCGGUACAACAUCGAAAGAUUGAUUCAGACAAAGAAAAUGUGUUAAUUGAACUCAAAAGUUUGAAAAAUAUCCGUCGUCGUACAUUUUCGCAUUGGCAUCAUGAACAUGGAAUUACAGCAGCACAAAUGAUUUCAGCUGGAUUUUUUAAUUGCAAUGUUGGUGAUCGAGUUAUUUGUUUGUAUUGUAAUUUAAUCUGUCAACAAUGGAUAUCGGAU
Molecule: messenger RNA, 465 nt
Organism: Adineta steineri
Lineage: Eukaryota; Metazoa; Rotifera; Eurotatoria; Adinetida; Adinetidae
Source: the annotation of a GenBank genome assembly